AUGGCGCUUCCCAAGCUCUCUCUGGCGCUCAGCCUGGCCCUGCUCGCUUCCUGCGUCCUGGCACGGCCCCACGAUGUGGGGUCGCAGCCCCAUGAACACUUAGUGGGGGGCCGGCAGGAGCUGUCACCGGACGACCCGCAGGUGAAGAAGGUGGCGCAGGCGGCCGUGGCCAACUACAACAUGGGUAGCAACAGCAUGUACGUCUUCCGGGACACAAAGAUCAUCCGAGCCACCUCCCAGCUGGUGGCUGGGGUCAAAUACACCCUGACCAUGGACUUGGGGAGCACUUCCUGCCGCAAGACCACGCUGUCUGGAGAGCAGAUGGACUUCACCACUUGCCCACUGGCUGCAGAUGAGGAGCAGGAGAAGCUCCGCUGCACCUUUGAGAUCCUUGUGGUCCCCUGGAAGAACAGCUCCCAGCUCCUAAGUCAUGACUGUGUGAACUUGUAG
Messenger RNA from Suncus etruscus (white-toothed pygmy shrew), 450 nucleotides. RefSeq names its product cystatin E/M (gene CST6). Gene Ontology annotation, cellular component: extracellular exosome. Bases 1 to 450 code for a protein of 149 amino acids. NCBI's taxonomy places the organism in Eukaryota, Metazoa, Chordata, Mammalia, Eulipotyphla, Soricidae. The transcript is spliced from 3 exons. The record is from RefSeq and is a predicted model, not a curated record. Gene Ontology annotation, molecular function: cysteine-type endopeptidase inhibitor activity.